AUGUUGUCUAUAACAAGAAAAAAGUCCACUACAACCACAACACGUAUGGCAGACCAAGUACUCUCAAGUACUUUAUUUCCUGGUAUAACAGAUCAGACAUCGAUAGAUGAGACUGAUCAAGCUAAAAAGAAGGACCCUUUGGCAAGUCAAGUAUGGAGAAUGUACAGUCAAGCUAAAGACAAUUUACCCAAUGGAUCCAGACUGGAAAACCUGACUUGGCGAAUGAUGGCCAUGACAUUAAAAAAAGAUGUGGAUAAUGUUACCUUAGCAACCUCGGAACCCAUGGAUUCGGAUCCUGAAUUAUUAGAGAAUACAACUACAUCUAAAUCAUCACCAAUGACAAUCAAUAGAACUACUACUACAACAAAUUGUAUCAAUAUCCCUACAAACUUUAAUGAAAAUGACGCUAGUCAUGAUGAACACUCUUCCUUCUUGUAUGGCAAUACACCAGCCUAUGCUUCUCCAACUUCUUCGUCUACCUUUUUCUUUGGUAAUGACCCUCCUUCUAUGGGCACCAUCAGCUUUGAAGAUAUGUUUGGUGCUUAUUACGAUCCUACUUUUGCUGGUCAACACGGGGAAGUGCCUGCACCUCCCACAUCGAAUACUAGCCAUUACUCACCGUCUCCAUCCACUUCAUCCGUCGAAGAUGAAUACUUUUCCUCUUCCACAACACCUACACCCACUACAUCCACAUCUAGUCGUGUGCCUCAGAACGGUAUUACGCAAUGUGCAAACUGCUCUACAAAGACAACUCCUCUGUGGCGAAGAGAUCCUACUGGUAAUGCAUUAUGUAAUGCAUGUGGGUUAUUCUUAAAGCUUCAUGGUGUUGUCAGACCACUUUCAUUAAAGACGGACGUGAUCAAGAAAAGAAAUAGAAGUAACGCGCAGUUAAAGAAAGACCAAGCGUCUUUAUCUAGUUCUUUACCCAGCAGCAGUACGAACAUACCAGUGAGAACAGCUCAAACUAUCAACAAGAGGCAACGUCGUAGUAUCCAACAAGAACCCAGUCUAUCUAGCUCAUUACCGGUUGAUCCUAGUUUGAACUAUUUUGGAACGUCUUUACCCAAUACUACUACUACUACGAUGCCAAGUGCUAGCUCUUUAUUCCCAUCCUCGCCACCGCCAGGACUUGUACAUUCCUCCUCUAAUUCUUCGCUCGCUAGCUUAAACCAGUUCACCCCCCACAAUGGUGGUGAUGUAUAUUCAAUGUUGGAAAAUAUCGGUGUUCAAUUAAACAAUUUACCACCUGAAUUGUUACCCUUGAUUGCUUCUGCUGCCAAUUAUCAAGCCAUGGCGACAGCCAAGCCUUCACCUGAUUAUAAUCCAUUCAACCCUCAAAACAACUACUUUUAA
Mucor mucedo is the source of this 1353-nucleotide messenger RNA. RefSeq lists its product as uncharacterized. Gene Ontology annotation, biological process: positive regulation of transcription by RNA polymerase II; negative regulation of transcription by RNA polymerase II. Bases 1 to 1353 code for a protein of 450 amino acids. Gene Ontology annotation, molecular function: RNA polymerase II cis-regulatory region sequence-specific DNA binding; DNA-binding transcription factor activity, RNA polymerase II-specific; zinc ion binding. The transcript has 2 exons. The record is from RefSeq and is a predicted model, not a curated record. NCBI's taxonomy places the organism in Eukaryota, Fungi, Mucoromycota, Mucoromycetes, Mucorales, Mucoraceae.